Messenger RNA from Chenopodium quinoa (quinoa), 1746 nucleotides. RefSeq lists its product as uncharacterized. NCBI's taxonomy places the organism in Eukaryota, Viridiplantae, Streptophyta, Magnoliopsida, Caryophyllales, Amaranthaceae. The record is from RefSeq and is a predicted model, not a curated record. The transcript has 8 exons. Bases 608 to 1507 code for a protein of 299 amino acids.
AGAAAGGAAGAGAAGGGAAAGGAAAGAACCUAUAUCAUCUAAUGUUUGGUUUGAUAUUACAAUAUUAGUAAAAGAAGGAAAUUGAGAUAACUCUAUUGUUUGGUAUGACAUUCAUAAAUUUUUCAGUUUAAUAAAUUUAAUUUUUUUUUUCCCUUUCAAAUUCCUCGGGGAAGAUUGUGUGAAGGGAGCUUUCCUUCAAUUUCCCUUCAUUUCCUAUCAAAUCACAUUUAAUUUUUAAAACCAGAAUCUAUAUUUUUCCUUUCCUCUUUUUUCUUUUUCUUUUCCUCCCAAUUCCUCCCAACCAAAAAGGCCUAGAAGUGUACGCUGAAUCCUCCAUUGAAGCGGCUCUAAGCUUUCUCUCCUCCAUUGAAACAGCUUCAAAGUUGCCAUUUGCCAGGAGCUCAUGCUAGUGAACUAUGAACUCAUAAUCGGAAAUGGAAGUCGUCUUUACACUUGCCAGACUAGUACAAGUAUGAAACAAUUUUUAAAAAACGAAGGGAAUACUUCCUGAUUUUUUCUCUGCUCCCUUAGUCCCAUUCUUAUACUGGAAAACUCCUUAAAAUCCUACAGGAAAAGUGGGAAGCAGAGCAAGAGUGAUUGAGUUCCGAUGACAGAUAUAGCCUCACUUUCUCUCUCCUUCCCCUCUGGCGCAACCUCCUCCACCACCCCGACACAUUCAUAUUCAUGUCUCCAGCCUCAAACACCAAAAACCCCAGAAAUUUCUCCUUCAAUGCUGAGGUUAUGGAGGCCACAAGCUCAGAGAAAUCUCCGAAAUCAAUGGUCCAAAUUAUUCUCCUCUAGAGAUCAAUGGCGCUCUUCUUUUACUUCAGGUCGAUCCCAUGCUACCUCUCUCGUUAACUCUUACCUCUCUAUCAGAUAUAUGGAUGCUAUGGAUUUGGGUGUCUUGGAUGAUAUGCCCAAUAUACGAAAAAAGGCUUGUUCUAAAUUACUUAAGCAGCUGGUUGCACUUGUAGUUGACAUGGUGACUUUGAGCAAAUCGAUGAGGUGCUUUUCAAAAACUACUGGCAGUGCCAUUGUACAAUAUUCUACGUUUUCAGAGAAUAGCAAUGAUACUGGUGAUGGUGGAGGAGCUCCAGUUGUCACAUUUUUGUCUGUCUGUGCAUUUGAGAUGUUGGCCGAGGAGCUUGUCGAAAUGUUCAAACAAGAGCUUGUUUUGAAGCGUCUGCUUGUAGUUGAGCUGCUCUCCAAGUGUUGUCCAGAAUUAGAGCAAUUCAAUCAAUUGUCCUGGAAAGAUGAACUUUAUCAUGGUGAAGCUAAUGAAUUGAACAUGUGCAACUUGUACUCAAAAGAUCCAGCUGAGCCAUUUCUUCCCAAAAUAAGUGGGUGGCAAUCGAAAACUUCAACUGUGGAGUCUGAGAAAAAUCCAAGCCACGAUGUUUUGCAGGUCUAUCUCACAACAUGGCUUGCAGAGGUCAAUAUAGAUACAUCCAGGGUGGAAGAAAUAUUUUUAAUUGUUGGGGAGGAACUACGAACGAGCUUUUCAUGAGCCUUUCAGAUGCUGGCAUUUACAGGAAAGAGAUUAGAUGAAGUGUAUAGGUCAUAGGGUCAUAUAUAAAGAUUAAGAAAGCUUAGGCCAAAUAUUUGUGUUGCCUUGAUUAAUUCUUUUGUUCUCGCAUGUUAUAUUAUUAUUCUCCUUGUUUAUGUAUGUCAGCUAAUUUAUUUCAGUUAAAUCAUCACCAUUGUUUACAGCCUAUUAGCGUGUUGAAAAAACAAUGUUGUCUCAGA